UGCUCACCAGAGGUGGGAAGGAACUACAUUUACCCAAGUACUGUAUUUAAGUGUAAUGUUAAGAAACUUGUAUCUUUACUUGAGUAUUUCCAUGUUAUGCUACUUCUUCUCCACUUCAAUUCAGAGGCUCUAAUGUGGAACUGCAGGAGGAGUUUGCAUAGCAGGAGAGCCGCUCAGAGACUACUUUAGAGAGCAAGGUAGGCUCAAUAAGACCAGAAACAGCUACUACUACAAUUGAGCUUCUUCCAAAACACAAUUACCAGAUUAAAAUAAAGCCUCAUAAAGUCAAUUAUUUGAAAAAAUGUAAGAUCCAGUAUAACUGUAUGUCCCAAGACUGACUUUUAAUGAUUUACUUAGGAUACCUCAAAGAUCUAACAUACACCUAAAUACAAUGUAAAGAUACAUUAACUUAACUCAGUUGUUUUGAUUGGUUAAAAUAUUUGACUCUCUUAAAUCACUUCUCACAAUGUCCUGUUGUGCACCAUGAGUGUCUUCCUUUCUUGUCUUUUUUUAUCCCUUUGUUCCCAGAAUGAAAAUAAGAUGUGCCUACUACACACAUAGAUUGAGACACAGGUGCUUCCUGUUCUCUCUGUCUUUGCUGGCGGUGUGUCUGCUCAAGCUGGUCUACAUUAAAGUGACAGUGAGGGACAGCGUCUACAUCGAGCCCUAUGGAAUCUCUGUCAGCUUAUCCAGAAGGCACGACAUCAACUGCACUGCCAUCUACGAGCUGGACCCUGUGGAGAUAGGCAAAGCUCUGGAGAUAAAGCGUAAAGUCAUAGUUGACGUGGACGAUGACAGCACUGUGACUUUGACCUCAGACUGCCACACGUUUAUCAGAACAAGAGGAUACAAUGAGGCUCCGGUGCAGGAUGCAGAGCGCGUCUUCCCAUUGGCUUACUCCCUGGUGGUGCACAAGAAUGCACCCAUGGUGGAGCGGAUUCUGCAUGCCAUCUAUGCACCUCAUAACAUCUACUGCAUUCACUAUGAUCAGAAGUCCUCUCCGGCGUUCAUAAAGGCCCUCACCAACCUGGCUCAUUGUGUUCCAAAUGUGUUCAUCGCCUCAAAACUGGAAUUUGUGCAAUAUGCCCACAUCAGCAGGCUUAAUGCCGACCUCAACUGCCUCUCUGAUCUGCUGAAGUCAGAGGUCAAGUGGAGGUAUGUUAUCAACCUGUGUGGCCAGGACUUUCCUCUCAAGUCCAACUAUGAGCUGGUGAUGGAGCUGAAGCAGCUGAACGGCAGCAACAUGCUAGAGUCCAGCCGGCCCAGUGAACUCAAGAAACAGCGCUUCAGCUUCAAGCACGAGCUGAAAAAUGUGCCUUACGAGUACCAUCGUCUUCCUGUCAAAACCACAGUGCUCAAAGCUGUCCCUCCUCAUGGUAUCGAGAUGUUCAUCGGGAGUGCAUAUUUUGUCCUCUCAAAGGAUUUUGUGAACUACAUUAGCAGCAGCCAAGUGGCAAAGGACUUUCUGGCCUGGUCAGCUGACACAUACUCUCCAGAUGAACACUUCUGGGCCACCCUGGUCAGGGUCCCCGGGGUGCCAGGACACAUUCCCAGAUCAGAGGCUGACGUUACAGAUCUGAGGAGUAAGACACGACUAGUCAAGUGGAACUAUUUAGAAGGAAAUCUUUACCCAGCCUGCACGGGGAUACACAUGCGGAGUGUUUGCAUUUACGGAGCGGCGGAGCUGCGCUGGCUCCUGAACUUUGGACACUGGUUUGCUAACAAAUUCGACCCCAAAGUGGACCCGAUUCUGAUUAAGUGUUUGGAGGAGAAACUGAUGGAAAAACGUCAAAACGUGCAAACAUGAUACCCAAAGGAAGAGUAAAUGAGAGGAGGGAGUAGGUCCAGUAUUUAUUACCUUAUAGGGGAAGGUGCAAAUGGACAUCAGAGUACAUGUUGCACAAUUGUGAGAUGCAGGCACUUUACCAGAGUAUGUCAUUUUGUUAGCUUCUACUACCUAUUUCAUUGGAAACAUUAAUCCUGUUGGUGGUCCACAUUUGAUAAUCACUUUGCAGAGUUCAUACAAUGGGCCUUGCUACAAUUUGGACCCCCUAACACAAUACGGGGAGGUACAUACACUGAGAAAAAUGAAACACUGACUUUAAUUAAAUGUAUUAUGUCAACAGAUUUCACAUAACUGUAUCAGGCCAGUUGAAAGCAAUAAUAUCAAGUUGAACCUAUUAUUUUGUAUUUAAAUGUAAUAUUAUUGCUUUCAACUAACCUAAUACAGAUAUGUGAAAUCGGUUGACAUAAUACAUUUAAUUAAAGUCAAGGUAUCAGUUUUUUCAGUGUGUGAUCCAUCUGUAAUGUUGAAACAUUUGAUCAGUAAUCUUUGAUUUAACAAAGGGAGGAUCAGUCUUCAAAAUGAGGUCUUCUACUUAAUUUAAAAGGUUUACUUUUAUCAGAUUUUAUUCCCUGAGGUAUUUUAAUCGUCUUUGCACCUACAUGCUGCCAUCCUGUCGCAGCAGGUUACUGCCGCCCGCUCCACAUGAUUUCAUUCAUUCUUAUUAUUUUUUAACUUUCAACUACCACAUAAAAGAAGGGUGUCCAAACUAUGGCCAAUGGGCCAUCUCUGGCUCGUUGUCCAUUUUGAAUCGGCCCUCAGCCAAUUCAAAAGGUAUAAUGGAACAUGGUCCAGAUCUGGAACUUUUCCUAUAUGUUGUACUUCUUAAAUAUAUAUGUAUAUAAUUUAUAUGUACUUCUUAAAUAUAUAUGUCAACAGAUAUUUCACAGUAUCAUGUGCACUUAAGCCCACUUUUGAAAUAAAUGCAUAAAAUCAUGAAGUUGAAAACAUUUUCUAACUGAUCUUAGUUAUUAAAAAUAGCCAAAUAACUUAUUUACAUAUCCAGUUUGAAAUAUACCCUUCAUAUUUCCCCUUAUUAUCAGCAAUCUGAGGCUUCUGUUGUAAGGAAUGGGCUGCCAACACUUUUUGUAUCACAAUAAAUGACACCUGAUGGAGAGCUGUGAUGUAGACGGUUUUCUUAAAGCUUAUUCAAGUAUCAAGAAUAAUUGACCUCACUGUAGCGAGUGGCCCAGCCCUUCGUAUGUGUUUCUGUAUGUGGCCCUCAAUGAAAAACGUUUGUACAACCAUGACAUAAAUCAUUGAUCAGUAACAGAAGAAAGAUAAAGUGCCUUUGGCUGACAUAAUGUGUACUAUCGGAGGAAAUGCCAUCCUAAAAACAAGUGCCACUCAAUAUCAGAUCCAGUACAGUGUGGAGUCCACUGACUACUCUUUCACUGAAAUACCAAAGACUCGUGUUUUCCUCGUGUUUCUGUUCAUUAAACACUCCACACAAGCUUGUUUUUAAGGUUCUUUUCUCAUGAAAAUAGAAACGGUGGAGUUUGGAUGGUUGAGAUUUCUGCUGGUGUAUUUAUUGCUGAAUAAAAUUAUGAUGCUCCUUAUGGGAGGUUUGGCAUGAA
This is a messenger RNA of Eleginops maclovinus (Patagonian blennie), 3420 nucleotides long. It is a transcript of the gene gcnt4a, whose product is annotated as glucosaminyl (N-acetyl) transferase 4a. The transcript is spliced from 2 exons. Lineage: Eukaryota; Metazoa; Chordata; Actinopteri; Perciformes; Eleginopidae. Gene Ontology annotation, cellular component: membrane. Gene Ontology annotation, molecular function: acetylglucosaminyltransferase activity. The record is from RefSeq and is a predicted model, not a curated record. Bases 530 to 1807 code for a protein of 425 amino acids.